UUGAAUUUGACGUAUUUCACCACGAGCUAUGAGUAAGGACGUGAUGACGUCAGCGUGCGUGCAUUCCACAGAGGGAGUGACCGCCGCCGCCAAAUUCAAACAGGAAAGUUCUGCUAGCAGCGACAACAAGCCAAUUGAACGCGUGGUUUUUAGCGCAGCAGUGAUGGAUGGUGUUGGCAGAGCUGUGGUUGGAGUCUGGCGAGCACACACAGUCCUAGAUGAAUCAGAUGAUGCAGAAAACUCUCCAGAAGCUCCUGACCGUUUCCGCAAACUUCGCUCAUCAUCUUCCCUGAACUCGCUGCGGAUGUCUUUGCGCAAGCGCCUCCCACUCCGCUCGGUCCAGACCGGCUCUCUACCGGAAAAUCCCACUUGGGAAUCCCUGAAGAAUCAGCCUAAACCCAAUCCAGUCAGCAAAUUUACUCGCAGUGCCCGAAACUCCUUUACGGGAAUGUACCAGAGGUUGCAGAAAAAAAGAGAAUUUUCCCGUGAGGAGUGUUUGGUUGCAACACCGGGUCAGGAAGGAGAUAAUGCUUGUUCCUCAAAUUAUUGCACUCCAAGCCGUACUCCUGGGCGAGCCACAACAGUCAGGCGAACGCCUAGAUCUGCAGCUACUCCCAGGCGGACCCCAACCUCUAAAGGCCAAAAGACCCCUGAGGGAUCCAUUCGUGGGGUUAAAACAGGAGGAGGCAGGAGGCAACUGGUUCGAAUGGCUGCUUUACGAAGUCCUUAUGCUUCCCCCAACACACAGAGCCAGAGACUAAAGUUUGACCAAGAUUUGGAAUCCGUUUCUAAUGGACUCAGCAGACUCCAGCGUCUGUCUAAAGCCUUUGAUGACAUUAUGGGAAAACGAGACGGGCAGUUGAAGUGUCCCCUAAUUGUGGACUAGUGUGGAAGGCCUGCUCUGAAGAAACGCUCCGGAGGAGCUGAUGAGGAAGUUGGACCCCAGCGGGAAACUCAGCCGCUCGAACGUCUCACGCCGAGCCUCAAACCUCUCGGACGCCGCGGGUAGCUGGGCUCAAACAGCCGUAAACACGAUUCGCAAAUCCAACUGAACUAUAGAAGCACAUGUAUGUUUCACCUGAGAUCUUUCUUAGCCAAGCUUUUAAAGUUUGUCUUGUUAGUGUUACAUGUUGGUUUAUCAUGUUACUGGGAGACUGUUUAGUGGCAUUUUAUAUUCUAUUUCAUCCAAACUGUUGGAUUCGUUUUUUACACUCACCAGAUAUUACCUAAAGCAGGAUAAAUAUCUUCUCUAGCUACCUAAGGGAUUGUUAUAUUUGAUAGUGUGUUUGUCUAGCUGUUACUAAAAUGGAAUAUUUUUGUAUUCUUUUGUUACUAAUAUUGUUAUCUUACUUUUUAACAUGAGCUGCUGCCCAUUAUCCAUUACCAAACCAGUAUCUGCACUUCCAACACUAGAUUUACUAACAAAAGCUGUGUCUUUUACUUUAUAUAAACAAUAAUGCUACUGACAUUUUUUCAAAUGUGCAUUCAAUAAAACCAAAUUAUUACUUUUAUAUUCUUUAAGAGUGGGAUUUUUGUUUUCCUUGUUCAACUUUUUUUUAUUGUUGCAGAUAAGGUUGAUGAUUUUUUUUCCCUUUAAACUGUGAGAAAAAUCAUGAUUUAUCAGAUUAAAAACUUUAAGUCAGUUUGAUGCCUAAUGACCCACAUUUUUUAUUCAUUUGUAAUCGCUGCAAAAAUGGAAAAACUGAUCUUCAAAUUUCUACAAAACAAAGGUUGUACACCCCUGAGAAACAUUUAUGUAUAUAUAAAUGCUUUUGUUCUUUCGUCAAACGUUCUAACAUUUGAAUUGAUUGCAGUACUAACUGAAUAAAUCACAUAGAAUUCAAUGAA
Molecule: messenger RNA, 1848 nt
Organism: Oryzias latipes (Japanese medaka)
Lineage: Eukaryota; Metazoa; Chordata; Actinopteri; Beloniformes; Adrianichthyidae
Gene: pimreg
Product: PICALM interacting mitotic regulator
Source: RefSeq, a predicted model, not a curated record